CUAUAUGACAGCGACAUCCGGCCGGCCAUUGAAAACGAAAACAACACGUCUACACCCACCGCAACCCCACUUGUAUAAUCCAUCUUCCAGUUGUCUAAAUCCUAACUACGCCAUGGCCACCAAAGCAAGCUCCUCACUGUCGCCUCGCCAUGCAUCAGGCUCAUGGAGGAAUCCCUGCUCCUCCCGACGCAAGACGUCGGUCUCUUUGCCAAGACCUUCCUGCUCAUCUUCGCCCACACCUUCAUCUUCAUCGCCGUCGCCGUCCACUUUGCCCACCCACUCGCCACCAGCAUCCUCGCCGACAUCAAAGCUCACAGGAUCGUCGUCACCACUGACACCGCGAGCUCCAACUCCAACCACUCCAAGGCGCUCUCCUUACUAGCCAUCUACCUCUCCUACCUCGCGAGUAAACUCGCCACCCAGCUUGUCACCUCUCUGGCCACCGCCACGACCUACUCCGGCGAGCGCCUCACGCGCAAGGCGAUCAACAAGGAGAGGAUCGGAGGACUUCUUGGGACGGCCGUCCUCGCCGGCGUGCUGGAGCUGUUACUCACGGCUCUACUCGUCGUUCUCCUCGUAUCCACAUGGACCUGGACCUACGCUGACUCAGGCAUGAAGAAGUCUCUGUGUGGCUACUUGAUGUUCUCAGUGGCUCUUCUACUCUACAUCUACCUCGCCACGGCGAUCACGGUGAGCGUCGGCGUGUCGGCGGUGGACAGAGGCUGCCACAGCGUCUGGGCGCUCCGUCGGGCGUGGCGGCUCAUGGCAGCAAGGAGGAAGGAGGCUGCCGUGCUUGUGUUCGUCGUCAACCUCCUGCCCGCGUUCAUCUACCCAGCCCCCGUGUACGCGUUUUCGUCCGUGUACCGGGCGGAUGAGUAUUCCCUCUUCUACGGGCAGGACCUGGCGGGCAGGUUUUCUCUCCACCGCUCAGCGACAUGGAGCCUGGGCGUGUGGUUGAUGGGUGUAGUUUCUGGAUCUGGUCUUCCGUCAAUUGGUGCGCAGUUGUUCUCCAUGGUGGCAGCCACGGUGUUCUGCUGCCUCUCCACGGAAACCAACGAUGGAACGCGCUCGCCUGGGCCUGUAGUUUGAGUAGUAUGGACUAUGGAGGAGGUGAAAAGUUUUUGUGUUCGGCCAUUGUAGCAUUUUUUUUGUAUUUGAUAAUUAUUGUCCAACCAUAGACUAACUAGGCUUAAAAUUAAGAUUUGUCUCGAAAAUUAUAGGCAAAAUGUGCAAUUAGUUUUUUUAUCUAUAUUUAAUGCUUCAUGUAUGCGUCCAAAGAUUCAAUA
Sorghum bicolor (sorghum) is the source of this 1286-nucleotide messenger RNA. RefSeq lists its product as uncharacterized. The transcript has a single exon. NCBI's taxonomy places the organism in Eukaryota, Viridiplantae, Streptophyta, Magnoliopsida, Poales, Poaceae. The coding region runs from base 163 to 1089 and encodes 308 amino acids. The record is from RefSeq and is a predicted model, not a curated record.